AUGGAUCCGCUCGAGUUUACGCCGUGGCACCAGCUGGCGCCGCGAGGCAUCACCGGAGAUGUCAAGGACACAUUCUCCUCCUGGGACAAGUGUAUGGCCAAAAGCUACUGCAAAUGGCCUGCUAUCGUUGGAAUCAUCGUCGGCGGCCUCAUCCUGCUCAGCGUCGUCUGGUGUCUCGUGGGCUGCAUCUGCUGCGGCUACACCUGCUGCAAGGGGUGCUGUGAAUGCUGCUCCUGCUGCUGUCCGUCUUCCUCUUCUUCUCGCAAACCACCGCCAGCACCCGCCUACGACAGCCGGUCCAAGUUCGCAGACGACUACUCCGGCUACCAGCGUCCUGCGCCGCCAGUAUACAAUACCCAGGCCGCCAGCUCAACCCCCAGCUACGCCCAGUUCGAUACCCUGGGAUCUCGUCCCGCGCCCACAGUGCCCACAUCGACUGCCAGAGUCAACGACGAUGCGUUGCCCAACAUGCCUACCUGGCAAGAUGCCACCACCAGACGUGUGGAGGACACAUCCCACCACAACGAGGAGAUGGAAAUGUCCCAUCUCAACCCUGUCACGGGGCACAGCGUAGUAGAUGACCCGGGGGCAGCCCACGGCUCGGCUUAUUACCAACACGCACAACCCGUCUCACCUAUCUACCCGCCAGACCACCACCACACCCGUCACUCACAGUCCAUGAACAUGAACAUGAACAUGGGUGGAGGAUACCGCGGCCUGGAUCAGGGCCAUAUCAGUCCUUCCAUCCCUCCCACUGCUAUCGGUAUAGCACAUUCACCGGGCUGCGGCCCGGCACCACUGUCAAACAUGUACCAUGACUCCCAGCAAGAUCAGCAGACGUCAGGCCAAAUAUACGCCCCACCACGAUACAACACUCAGUCCCCUUCGACCAUCGGCAUCGCUACUCCUGCUCCUCCUGGCGCAGGUGAUGCAUAUGGCUACACACAUCCAAACGGGAGCAGUCGCAGUUUCACUCGGUCUCCCGUCCAACAUAUCAGGGGCACACCGUCGCCUAGACCACAGCUAUCGCCUAUCUUACUCUCCCGCUCAGCAACAAAGGACAUACACGCCUUAUUCACCCUCGACGUCAACACCACCUCCUCUUUGGAACGGACAGGGGUCGGGUGCAGACCAGCCACAGGAGGCAGAGCAGUCGGCAUCACAGCCACCUCGAGCUCCAAGCUUGUUGAUGGCCGGAAGGAAGCCCGUAGAGAACUCCUGGAGAGAUGUAUAGUUUACCUUUUAUUUUAUUUUUUCUUAUUUCCCCCCUUUUAUUACCUUUUGCCUUUUGGCUUUUUCCCGUCUCUUCGUUCAUGCUGUGAUGGCUCCUACUACUCGUUUGUUGAUAUGUUUGGUUAUAUCCCGGCUCGGAUUCCUGUUGUGGUGUAUAUUCUUCUUCUCACUUUUCUCUUUCUUCUCUAUAGAUACGUUGAUGAGCUGUCUACUGUUUACUUUUCAUGUUUCCUCCCCCCCUUUACAUGGGUAACGAACUUGACUGGGGCAUUGGGUGGCCUUACGUUUGCUGGGUUGAUUGGAUGCUUGGAUGCUUACCUGCUUACUUCCAGGUCUAUAUCAUGA
Molecule: messenger RNA, 1578 nt
Organism: Trichophyton verrucosum HKI 0517
Lineage: Eukaryota; Fungi; Ascomycota; Eurotiomycetes; Onygenales; Arthrodermataceae
Exons: 3
Coding region: 1-1578 (525 amino acids)
Cellular component (GO): cellular bud neck; plasma membrane
Source: RefSeq, a predicted model, not a curated record